CAUAAAUAAAAAAAUUCUUACUACUCUGAAAUCGAAUCCACCAUCACUCUCAGUCUCACUCUCAGUGCUCUGAAUUUUUCAAUCUCGCUCUGCCUCCUCAAUCUCUCAGUUCUCUGAAUCUCUCGAUCUUGUUCUGCCUCUUCAAUUUUUGGUUUUGUCUCUUCACAAUCUCUUGCUCUGCCUCGUCGAUCUCAUGCAUGAUUCAAUCGCAGACUCAAUCUCAUUCCAGUAAGGUCAAAUUAAAGGAGAUGUUUAAUUUGAGGAGGUAGGAACUCUAAAAUUGAUUGCGAUGAGCGAGGAAAGAUUGCGAUUCGAAGGAUCGACAAUUCAACGAGCCGAAAAGAGUAAGGAACUUGCAACUUGCCAGGGUGAAGUCAAGGCCUUAAGGGCAACUAAAGCUCUGAAGGAUAAGGCCAUAGAAGAGCUGAGAAAUGAAGUUAGUAAACUGGAUCAGAAACUUAGAACAACUGAGAAUCAUCUUAAGGACAAGAAUCUAGAAAUAAAGAAACUGACAGAAGAAAAGAAAGAUGCUUUGGCUGCGCAAUAUGCAGCAGAAGCAGCUCUUAGAAGGGUACAUUUAGAUCAGAAGGAUGAUGAUUAUAUUCCAUUUGAGAGUGUGAUCACUCCUCUUGAGGAUGAGAUCAAGUUGUAUAAAAAUGAGAUUAAAGCACUGCAAGAAGAUAAGAAGGCAUUGGAACGGCUCACAAAGUCGAAAGAAUUUGCAUUGCUCGAAGCAGAGAGGAUAUUAAGAAGUGCACUAGAGAGGGCUCUAAUAGUUGAGGAAGUUCAGAAUGAAAACUUUGAUCUGAAGAGACAGAUUGAGAUUUGCCAGGCAUGAGUUUCUAUGAUUCUUGUUCACAAUUGGUUUCUAUAGUGAAACUAUUAUGCUGUUCAAUCAAUUUUCAUCUUACCAUUGACUGGAGGAGAACAAAAUCUUAGAGAAAACGCAUCACCAAAAGAUCAUGGAAGUUGAAAAGCUUAGCCAAACCAUUCAUGAACUUGAUGAGGUCAUCUUAGCUAGUGGAACAACUGCUGACGCCAUUCGAGCCGGCAAGCACCAGGAGAGGUUCCUUACAGAGAAGGACAAUCAAUUAGAGUAAUUCCAGAUGGCAUUGACAAGAAUGGAAAGCCUCACAAGCUCGGAUUGUAUUCUGUUGCUAGCAGUGCUCUUAGUGAUCUUGGUAUUGUAUUCUAUUACAGAGAAGGACAAUCAAUUAACUUAUUCUUUUCAUUGUUUGCUAGAGUUGCAGGAGUCAAGCAAGUACCAGUACCAUGAGCAACUUUGGGAUUGUCCUUUCAGCCAUGCCUUACCCAGCUGAGAUCCAGUGACAAGAAUUCUGACUUGGCAUCAAAGGCCACAAUCUCCUCUAGUAAUGUAUGGGUUUAGUAAAAAAGUUGUUGAAUGCCCUGCUGCCAUAACUUUCUGAGAGGUGAAGAGUAGAUCUCUGAUAAAUGCUCAUAAUAGUUUCAUCUGAAAUCUAUUUUGAGUUUACUAGGUAGGAGAGAUUGGAAGAAUGAAAAUGAGGAAUGUAUCAAGAGUUCAAGACCCGUGGAAGAAACUCCAAAGGAUAUUCAUAAGGAUUCAGAAGAUAGAUAUCGAACAUGGUAUUUUCCUAAGCAUAACUUCACACUGAUGAUGCUGUGGAGCAGGUUUAUAAUAGUUGGCGAGGAACAAAUGAUAAAUGGUUCAGCGUCUGAAACCUUUGAUGAUAAAUUCCAGUUUUAAAAUUGUAAAUAGGUUACUUGAAUUUGUAUAUAGGACAAUUGUUUAUGCUGUUGUCAUCCUAAAAUGUGUUCUGUUCCAUAGUGCUUCAUUGGAGCAGGAACAAUUUUCACAGUUUUUGCAAUAUUGAGGAAUGUUUAUAAAGUUUAAGUGCUAUAAGUAUUUUUUUCUUUUUCCA
Molecule: messenger RNA, 1901 nt
Organism: Arachis ipaensis
Lineage: Eukaryota; Viridiplantae; Streptophyta; Magnoliopsida; Fabales; Fabaceae
Source: RefSeq, a predicted model, not a curated record